Messenger RNA from Suncus etruscus (white-toothed pygmy shrew), 3838 nucleotides. RefSeq names its product anoctamin 8 (gene ANO8). Lineage: Eukaryota; Metazoa; Chordata; Mammalia; Eulipotyphla; Soricidae. Gene Ontology annotation, cellular component: plasma membrane. The transcript has 18 exons. The record is from RefSeq and is a predicted model, not a curated record. Gene Ontology annotation, biological process: chloride transmembrane transport. Gene Ontology annotation, molecular function: chloride channel activity. Bases 25 to 3675 code for a protein of 1216 amino acids.
GCCGCUGACCCGACCUGCCCUGCCAUGACCGAGGCGGCCUCCAGCGCCGCCGCCGCCGCCGCCGGGGGGGCCACGUCCCCGGAGGCUGAUCGCGGCAAGCGGCCCCCACCCGAGGGCGAGCCGGCAGCAGCCCCGGCGGCCGGAGUGCUGGAUAAGCUCUUCGGGAAGCGCCUCUUGCAGGCGGGCCGCUACCUGGUGUCGCACAAGGCCUGGAUGAAGACAGUGCCCACGGAGAACUGUGAUGUGCUGAUGACUUUCCCAGACACGACUGACGAUCACACGCUGCUCUGGCUGCUGAACCACAUCCGUGUGGGGAUCCCGGAGCUCAUUGUGCAAGUCCGGCACCACCGCCGCACGCGGGCCUACGCCUUCUUCGUCACCGCCACCUAUGACAGCCUGCUCCGGGGGGCAGAUGAGCUGGGCCUGCGCAAAGCCGUUAAGGCCGAGUUUGGCGGUGGCACCCGCGGCUUCUCUUGCGAGGAGAAUUUCAUCUACGAGAACGUGGAGAGUGAGCUGCAUUUCUUCACCUCCCAGGAGCGCCAGAGCAUCAUCCGCUUCUGGCUGCAGAACCUGCGGGCCAAGCAGGGCGAGGCGCUGCAUAAUGUGCGCUUCCUGGAGGAUCAGCCAAUCAUCCCGGAGCUGGCAGCCCGCGGGAUCAUCCAGCAAGUGUUCCCUGUCCACGAACAGCGAAUUCUAAACCGCCUCAUGAAGUCCUGGGUGCAGGCUGUGUGCGAAAACCAGCCACUAGAUGACAUCUGUGACUAUUUCGGGGUGAAGAUUGCCAUGUAUUUUGCUUGGCUGGGGUUCUACACUUCGGCCAUGGUGUAUCCAGCGGUGUUCGGCUCUGUCCUGUAUACGUUUACCGAGGCGGAUCAGACUAGCCGGGAUGUCUCCUGCGUGGUCUUCGCCCUCUUCAACGUGGUCUGGUCCACGCUGUUCCUGGAGGAGUGGAAACGAAGGGGCGCUGAGCUGGCCUAUAAGUGGGGGACUCUGGACUCCCCGGGGGAGGCCGUGGAGGAGCCGCGACCCCAGUUCAGGGGCGUGCGUCGGAUCAGCCCGGUGACCCGCGCGGAGGAGUUCUACUACCCGGCCUGGAAGCGCCUGCUCUUUCAGCUGCUCGUCAGCCUGCCCCUGUGUCUCAGCUGCCUGGCCUGUGUCUUCCUGCUCAUGCUCGGCUGCUUCCAGCUGCAGGAGCUGGUGCUGAGCGUGAAGGGGCUGCCGCGGCUCGUGCGCUUCCUGCCCAAGGUGGUGCUGGCCCUGCUGGUGAGCGUGAGCGCCGAGGGCUACAAGAAGCUGGCCGUGUGGCUCAACGACAUGGAGAACUACCGGCUGGAGAGCGCCUACGAGAAGAACCUCAUCAUCAAGGUGGUCCUGUUCCAGUUCGUCAACUCGUACCUGAGCCUCUUCUACAUCGGCUUCUACCUCAAGGACAUGGAGCGGCUCAAGGAGAUGCUGGCCACGCUGCUCAUCACGCGCCAGUUUCUGCAGAACGUCAGAGAGGUGUUGCAGCCGCACCUGUUCCGCCGCCUGGGCGGUGGCCAGCUGGGUCUGCGGGCCGCCUGGGAUCUGGCCCGGGCGCUUCUGGGGCUCUUGGGCCUCUGGCGCCCGCCGCCCCACCAGCUCGAACCCCGGGCCGAGGAGGUUGGCGGCUCCGGCGGAGGGGGCGGCCGCAGGUGUCUCCGAGGUGGCUGUGGGGCCCCAGAGGAGGAAGAGGAGGAGCAGGAGCAGGUGGUGGCCACCGCGGAGCGACGACCGGUGGGCGAAGGCGGGGAGGUGGGAGAGGGCCCGCCGCGAGGGAAGGAGGAGGACGAGGCGGAGGACGAGGAGGAGGAGGACGACGAGGACGACGAGGAAGAGGGCGAGGAGGGCACCCUCCUGGACUGCGGCCUGCGGCUGAAGAAGGUCAGCUUCGCCGAGCGGGGCCCGAGCGCGCCGGCCGUGCUGGAGGAGGGCAGCCCCACGCUGGUGGACAAGGGGCUGGAGUCCGGCGUGUUCACGCUGACCGAGGAUGACGACGAUGAGGCCGAAGGGGCGCCCAGCAGCCCCGAGCCCGAGCCCCAGGCCGUGCAACUCCGGCGCGCGGGGGGCGAGGGCCGUGACCAAGGCUGCGAGGGGGGCCCAGACACGGAGCUGGGCUCGGGCGAGGCGGCCCGACGGCAGCGGCGGCAGAACCGGGCAUCGUGGAUCGACCCUCCCGAGGACGACCCGUCCCCGCAGCUGACACAGGCCGAGCUGGAGAGCUGCAUGAAGAAGUACGAGGACACGUUCCAAGACUACCAGGAGAUGUUCGUGCAGUUCGGCUACGUCGUGCUCUUCUCGUCCGCCUUCCCGCUGGCCGCGCUCUGCGCCCUGGUCAACAACCUCAUCGAGAUCCGCAGCGACGCGCUCAAGCUGUGCACGGGGCUGCAGCGGCCCUUCGGCCAGCGGGUGGACAGCAUCGGCCAGUGGCAGAAGGUGAUGGAGGCCAUGGGCGUCCUGGCCAUCGUGGUGAACUGCUACCUGCUGGGCCAGUGCGGGCAGCUGCAGCGCCUCUUCCCCUGGCUCAGCCCGGAGGCCGCCAUCGUGUCUGUGGUGGUGCUGGAGCACUUCGCUCUGCUCCUCAAGUACCUCAUCCACGUGGCCAUCCCCGACAUCCCAGGCUGGGUGGCCGAGGAGAUGGCUAAGCUUGAGUACCAGCGGCGAGAGGCCUUCAAGCGCCACGAGCGCCAGGCCCAGCACCACUUCCAGCAGAAGCAGCGGCGACGGCGGGAGGAGGAGGAGCGGCAGCGGCACGCGGAGCACCACGCCAGGCGGGAGCGGGAGGCAGGCGGCCGCGAGGAGGCGAGGGCCGAGGGCGCAGGGCCCGAGGCCGGAGCCUCGGCCUCGGCCUCCUCCUCCUCCUCUGAGAAGUCCUCCGUCAAGGGCAAAGGCAGCGGCGGCGGAGGGGCGGGCGGCCAGGCCGGGUCGGCGGAGAGGCCCAAGCGGCCGGGCUCGCUGCUGGCCCCCAACAACGUGCUGAAGCUCAAGCAGAUCAUCCCGCUGCAGGCCAAGUUCCUGUCCUCCGCGCCCGCCCCUGUCCCCGCGCAGGGGUCCGGGUCCGGGUCCGCCCCGUCGGCGCCCGCGCCCGCCAACUCGCCCACGGCCGACGCGCGCCUGCCGGGCUUCCUGAGCUUCAAGUUCCUCAAGCCCCCCGAGCCCCGGCGCGGGCCCGAGCGCAGCCACUCGCCGCCCAAGGCCUUCCACGCCGGGAAGCUCUUCCCGUUCGGCGGGGCCCGAGCCGACGCGUCCGGAGGCGCCGCCGGGGCGGGCGCGCCUGGCACGGCGGCGGGCCGGGCCCCGCGCACAGAGGCGGCGGCAGCCGAGGAGCCCGACGCGGCCCCCCGGCCCCCGGAGGCCGGCUCAGGCCCGGCUCCUGCCCGCCGCACCCAGAGCCUCGCGCAGACGCCGCCGCCCGCCGGCUGCUGGCAGUGGGACGGGCCCUGGGGCUGCGGGGGCGAGGGCGGCGACCCCCGCCGGCCCCCUGGCCCUGGCCGCACCGAGUGUCCACCCUGCGCCCCGGCUGCGCACCCGCCGCCGCCCGGGGACUCCAGCUUUUACAGCCUGGCGCCGCCGCCGCCGCCUCCACUCAGCACCCCGGCCAGCCCCGACCCCAGCCCCAGUCCGCCGGCCGUGUGCUGGCCCGGAGGCUGGCACUAGGCGGGCACCAGGCGGCCCCGCGCCCCGCCCGGCACCUUGGGGGGAGGACCCGAGUCCGUCUGAAACAGCCCCAAGGAGUAGGCGGGAUAUUUAUUUGUUUUUAAUUUAUUUUACCAUAUUUUUGUAAAACGGCAGAAAUGCAAUAAAAAGUAUAUUUCAACAG